Molecule: messenger RNA, 1034 nt
Organism: Teleopsis dalmanni
Lineage: Eukaryota; Metazoa; Arthropoda; Insecta; Diptera; Diopsidae
Gene: Xpac
Product: DNA repair protein complementing XP-A cells homolog
Exons: 3
Coding region: 37-846 (269 amino acids)
Biological process (GO): base-excision repair; nucleotide-excision repair, DNA damage recognition; nucleotide-excision repair involved in interstrand cross-link repair
Cellular component (GO): nucleotide-excision repair factor 1 complex
Molecular function (GO): damaged DNA binding
Source: RefSeq, a predicted model, not a curated record
UUGAUAUUCAAGGUGUUGGUUUACAUUUAUUAAACAAUGUCGGAAUUGGAAAAAACGGAAUUAACAACAGCGCAAAAAUGUCGCAUGGAACGAAAUCGGGCUAAAGCAUUAAAUAUACGUCAAACAAAAUUAGUUUGCCAUCCAUAUGCAGCUGGAAAAAGCAAUUGCCCUGAAUCAUCAAUUAUAAAGGUACAAGGUACAAAAUAUGUCGAUAGUGGUGGCGGUUUUCUAAUUGAAGAAACACACGAUAAACUGAACGAAAAUGUGCCGGACACAGAAAAGAAAAAUCAGGAAGUUGAAACUAUAAACAUUCCAAUUACAUACCAGGAAUGCAUUGAAUGUGGAGACCAAUUUGUUGAUUCCUUCUUAUACAACAACUUUCAAUAUUCCGUUUGCGACAAGUGUCGCGAUCCCGAUGAACGUCAUAGUCUAAUAACUCGUACCGAAGCUAAAGCUGAGUAUUUAUUAAAAGAUUGUGACUUUGAUAGGCGGGAACCGAUUUUACGUUUUAUUAGCCGAAAGAAUCCGCACAACGUACGCUGGGGUGAAAUGAAACUUUAUUUGCAUCUUCAAGUGCAACAGCGUGCUAUGGAAAUUUGGGGUACUGAAGAAGAACUUAUGCGCCAGCAUGAAAAUCGAGAAGAAAAGCGAGAAGUAAGCAAAGUACGAAAAUAUAACAAACAAAUGAAAAAGUUACGUAUGGAAAUUAGAAGUUCAUUGUAUACUAAGGACACAAAAGUAAACCAUGAGCAUGAAUAUGGUCCAGAAACGUAUAAUGAAGAAGAUGAUAAUUAUACUCGCUCCUGUACCAUAUGUCCUUUUGUACAAACAUAUGAAAAAAUGUAAAUGUAAAUGAAACUACUAGAAUACUAAGAUUUUCAUUUCGAUUAAUCCAGAAUAAUAUACUUUCGAUAUUGAUUGCUGAUAAUUUUAUAAUAUAUUUUUUACUACAACGAUUAUGUUAUUAUAAUUAUAAUUCUCUGAUGUUAACAAAUAGUUAAGUUAUUAAGUCUUCAAGAAAUAUACACAUACUC